AUGGCAUCUUCUGAAACGGCAGAGAUGCCGACAUACGUCGUCACAAUGAGGACAUUGCGAAAUGUUACCACGGCAGAAGAUCUCAUAGCCGCAUGGCCCACGCUGAAAGCCAAAGCUCUGUCUUCUCCGCCAGGAGUUACUGAGGCAGAGCGUCGUAUGCUUCUUGAUCUGCCUGACGAGGACGUUGAGAGUGCCAACAUCGCUAUUGCCACCAAUCUUUCACGUGACCAGCUUCUUGAGAAAGCCAUUUCUCACCACGAAGACCUCACGAGUGAGGAGGUUGCAGUACUGAAGAAUAAGUUCUGGACUCCGAGGACACGUGAGGAGUCUAAAGUUUAUCUCAAAGCAAGAAAAUGGAUCAGUUUAGAGGCAAUAGAAGAAGAUUGUGUACUCUGUCAGCACCUUGGCCCGCUUGAGAUGGCUGCAUUUUCCAUCGCCAUGCACGAGUUCUGGUCAAGAGAUCGUGCCGCCUAUAAUGCGAAGAAAGCCAUUAUUGCGAAUGGCGCUUUACCUUUCGCGAAGAAAUGGAUCCAAGACUUGUAUGAACAAGGAAAGCCGAUAGGGGUUAUGUGGCUUCUUCCAGGAUGCGUUAAAGUUCAACGCCCAGAUAAUGAGGACAAUGUGUCCACGGACGAUGAAACCAACUACCAAAGGGCCGCUGCCCUUCGAAAAGCUUUCAAGUCAAUCGUGGAUGAUCCAGAUGAGUACCAAGAGUCCGAUGGUGUCCAUCCUCCAUAUUGUGGGAAGACAUUCACAGGAAAUAUGAAGAAUGGUAUUGCUGGUUCUGGACUUCUUACAAACACCUUCCUUGUCAUCGAUCCUCCGUGUAUCGACCUUGUGCUGUCACAAAGUCCGUUUUACGACGACUUGCGCGUUCUUGUAAUCGAAGCUGAUUUCCCGGUCAAGGGGCAUGAGUAUGUGGAAGGGUAUGAGGGGUUCACGUGGGUUAGGUUGGAUCAAUUGGUCUACAAUUUCUACGAGCUACGAAUGGUGAGAAAUGGAUCGACCGGGAUGGACGAGAUCUGGGAAGCAGCCCAAAGGAGUAGGAACCAGGCCUUUGUAAGUAUGGAGGCAGGAGAAGAUCAUUUCACAGGGUCGCGCCGGAUGGCUGGCUUUACGCGUGACAGCGUACUUGGGAAAGACUUCUACCCAAUGUAA
Molecule: messenger RNA, 1158 nt
Organism: Cadophora gregata
Lineage: Eukaryota; Fungi; Ascomycota; Leotiomycetes; Helotiales; Ploettnerulaceae
Exons: 3
Coding region: 1-1158 (385 amino acids)
Source: RefSeq, a predicted model, not a curated record